Molecule: messenger RNA, 1110 nt
Organism: Olea europaea var. sylvestris
Lineage: Eukaryota; Viridiplantae; Streptophyta; Magnoliopsida; Lamiales; Oleaceae
Product: B3 domain-containing transcription factor VRN1-like
Exons: 6
Coding region: 1-1110 (369 amino acids)
Molecular function (GO): DNA binding
Source: RefSeq, a predicted model, not a curated record
AUGGGUGGGAAGCUUGUGAGAGUUUCAACCUACAGGUGCUGCCAAUUGAAUGGUCUUAGGGACUAUUGGGCCUCUAAUGUGUGCUGCAAGGAAGUUUGGGUGGCAAGAAGGAAGCUUUACGGAUUUGAGGUGAAAGUUGUAGUGAGUCGUGGAUUUGAGGUGCCGACGAUGAUUUGGGUGGUGUCAACUACGGUUAAGUGGAGUGAGCUGUGGUGGGGGAUGACGAGUAAUUUGUAUCCAGUUAAUUUGAGGAUCCCGAACAAAUUUGUCGAAAAAUAUGGAAAUGAACUCUCUGGCGUUAUCAAACUUACUGAUCCUAUUGACAGCACUUGGUGUGUGAGGUUGGUAAAGGUGGAAACGACACUUUGGCUUCAUGAUGGCUGGGAAAAGUUUGUCGAGGAUCACUCUAUCGGUUAUGGCUAUUUUUUACUCUUCAAAUACAAAGGGAAUUCUUGCUUCAAUGUGCAUAUAUUUGACUUGACGGCCACUGAAGUUGACUAUCUUGAUAAUAAUCGUAAUUUUAAAGGAACCAAUCAUGAUACACGGAACAUUUCUUAUAAACGAGAUAUUUCUUCUUCAAGAAAUGAAGGUGGAUUCAAUGCAACACGUGGUAGAACCCAUGGAGUCAAAAGAGGUUACAGUGAUGCAACUGAGACCUCAAAAUCUCUCCGUUUCUAUCGAACACGAAGCAAAUGUAAAAUAGAAGAUGGAAGACUGGAAAUUAAAAAAGAGAAUUUGAAUAUACCAAGAAGCUUUUCGCCUAAAAAUCCCUCAUUUACAGUUGUUUUGAAACCUUACCAUCUGUUAAAAUAUACGUUGUACGUGCCAGCCGCAUUUGCUGAGCAUCUUGCAAGCAAGUCAGGGUACAUUGAACUUUGUGAUUCUAACGGCAAGAAGUGGCUGGUCCGUUUCACUAGAAACAUAAAGCCUAACGAGAACAAUUUAAGCAGCGGAUGGGCGACAGUUUUAAAGGAAAAAAGUCUCAAAGUGGGAGAUACAUGUGUAUUUGAACUGAUUGACAUCAAUAAACUCAUGCUAAAGGUUGAUGACCUCAACCAACUAUUUGUGCUUAAGUUUUUCAAUCAUGUUUAUGUCAACUGCAAUAUUUGA